This is a messenger RNA of Paramecium pentaurelia, 522 nucleotides long. The record is from the annotation of a GenBank genome assembly. Lineage: Eukaryota; Ciliophora; Oligohymenophorea; Peniculida; Parameciidae.
AUGAUUUUUAAAGUUCUAUUCUCAAUCCUUAUUCUUACUAAUUGUUGUACUUUAAAUUAGAUAUAAAAAAAUACUAGAAUCUUAAGGGGAUAUUAUAAAGAUGUGCUUAAUUAUCAAUAAAUUAAUUUAAUUAGUCGUAAGAAUACAUAUUUCAAUGGUGGUUUAUUGAAUUCUUAACUAAAUCGAGAUGCAAUUUAUUAUGUAAAUACAGGAAUUGGGUACACUUUUUGUUCACUUCAUCAUUCAAUUGAAAUCUUUUUGUUUAAGAAAUAUUAACUUAACACUAUUGUUAUUGAGAUUUGGAAUCGUUCAGCUAACCCUCAUUAUGAUUUCGAAGUUUAUAUUGGCUAUUUAGAAAAUGAAAAAUAGAUCUAUGAAAAUUCUUCAUUUGCAGGAAUUAUAAGAAUUAGAUUUGAAGAUCAAUUAGUUGAUAAGAUUAGAAUUUACAAUAGAGGAGGAUCUAAUUAUAAUGGAAAUUUAUCAGUUAUUAAAGUUUAAGCAUUUUACUAGAUUUAAAAUUGA